AUGUCAGGGCAACAGGUGUUCGUCAUGAACACAGGGCCGGAGCGCCAGACCGGUCGCAAGGCGCAGAUCUCCAACAUCACCGCCGCCAAGACCGUCGCUGAUGUCAUCCGCACCUGUCUCGGUCCCAAAGCCAUGCUCAAGAUGAUCCUCGAUCCCAUGGGCGGCAUCUUGCUCACCAACGACGGAAACGCCAUUCUCCGUGAGGUCGAGGUCGCACACCCCGCUGCCAAGUCCAUGAUCGAGCUCAGCCGCACACAGGAUGAAGAAGUUGGAGACGGUACUACCAGUGUUAUCAUUCUCGCCGGCGAGAUUCUCGCACAGUCGUUGCCGCAACUCGAACGCGGCAUCCACCCCGUUGUCAUCAUCUCGGCGUUCAAGAAGGCGCUCGCGAGAGCGCUCGAGAUUGUUGAGGAGAUCUCCGUACCCGUCGACGUCACCAACGAAAAGGACAUGCUCGCCCUCAUCAAGACCUCAAUCGGCACCAAGUUUGUCUCGAGGUGGUCCGACCAGAUGUGCCGUCUCGCCCUCAAAGCCGUCCGCACCGUGGCUAUGGUCGACUCGUCAAGCUCAGCAGCGGGCAGCGACCCGAGCAAGACGGUCGACAUCAAGCGCUACGCCCGUGUCGAAAAGGUGCCUGGUGGAACUAUCGAGGACUGCCGCGUACUCGACGGUGUCAUGCUCAACAAGGACGUCACCCACCCCAAGAUGAGGAGGCGAAUCGAAAACCCGCGCAUCAUCCUGCUCGACUGCCCGCUCGAGUACAAGAAGGGCGAGUCGCAGACCAACAUCGAGAUCACCCGCGAGGAGGACUGGAACAAGAUCCUCGAGAUCGAAGAGCAACAGAUCCAGACCAUGUGCGAGAAGAUCAUCGAGUUUAAGCCCGACCUGGUAUUCACGGAGAAGGGUGUUUCCGAUCUCGCGCAGCACUACCUGCUUAAGGCCAACAUUACGUGCAUUCGACGAGUUCGCAAGACGGACAACAACCGUAUCGCCCGCGCUACGGGUGCAACCAUCGUCAACCGCGUCGAUGACCUUCGCGAUGCCGACGUCGGCACCCGCUGCGGUCUGUUCCACAUCGAGAAGCUCGGCGACGAGUACUUUACCUUCCUCGAGGAGUGCAAGGAGCCCAAGGCAUGCACCAUCCUGCUCCGCGGCCCCUCCAAAGAUAUCCUCAACGAGAUCGACCGCAACCUUGCGGAUGCGAUGGCCGUGGCGCGCAAUGUGGUCUUCAACCCGCUGCUCAGUCCUGGUGGUGGUGCGACCGAGAUGGCCAUCGCCUACGGUCUCUCCGAGUUUGCCAAGGAGCUCGAGGGCGUCGAAGUCGGACCUAUCCGUGCCGUUUCGGACGCUAUGGAGGUCAUCCCCCGCACGCUCAUCCAGAACUGCGGUGGAAACGCCAUCAAGACGCUCACCACGCUCCGGGCGAAACACGCCAACGGCGAGCACUCGUACGGCGUCGACGGCGAAUCGGGCAAGGUGGUCGAGAUGAAGGAGUACGGCCUGUACGAGUCGGCCGCCGUCAAGAUCCAGACGCUCAAGACGGCCAUCGAGUCGGCGUCGCUGUUGUUGAGGGUGGACGAUGUUGUGAGCGCCAAGAGGGGCAGGCAGGCGGGUGGCGGUGCAGCACCGGGUGUUCAGGCUCCCGACGCGGGAAUGGGCGAGGACGCCGGACCGGACAUGCCACAGAUGUAG
Molecule: messenger RNA, 1692 nt
Organism: Kalmanozyma brasiliensis GHG001
Lineage: Eukaryota; Fungi; Basidiomycota; Ustilaginomycetes; Ustilaginales
Product: Chaperonin Cpn60/TCP-1
Exons: 1
Coding region: 1-1692 (563 amino acids)
Biological process (GO): protein folding
Cellular component (GO): chaperonin-containing T-complex
Molecular function (GO): ATP-dependent protein folding chaperone; ATP hydrolysis activity; ATP binding
Source: RefSeq, a predicted model, not a curated record